AGCACCAGAAUUACGUACCGGUAAGCGACUGUACUGGGAGAAGAACGCACAGAGCAUAAAUGAAGCGUAGGGACUAUUCAAGUCAAAAGCUCAAGCUGCUGUACUAAGCAUUUCAAGAUGGUUUUAGAAACUAUUUCGAGGAUAAUAAAAGUUCAGCUCCCAGCAUACCUGAAGAAGCUUCCCCUUCCGGAGACGAUCGGCGGAUUUGUAAGGUUAACAGUGUCCGAAUGGCUGCGGUUGCUGCCUCUGCUGGGCAUCUUGGCUCUGCUAGGCUACAUGACCAUUCGGCCCUUUUUUCCCAAGAAGAAGAAGCAGAGAGACUGUCUGAUCAACCUGAAGAUUCAGAAGGAGAAUCCCAAAGUGGUCAACGAGAUAGACAUUGAGGACCUUAACAGUGCAAAUGUGUGCUACUGUCGCUGUUGGCGCUCCAAAACUUUUCCUGUUUGUGACAAGUCACACUUAAAGCACAACGAGCUGACUGGAGACAACGUGGGACCACUCAUACUCAAGAAGAAGAUCCUAUAAUAGACCACCUACUUGGAGAUUUCCCUCUCCCCAGUAUUUAGAUUACAUUUAUUUACACUGAAAUCAUUUAUUUGCACGUACAGGUGAGAAAUUUAGUGUCAUGCAGUCAUCAUCUGAAGUAGUCCUGAUAUAGUGACAAAGGAAUGGUUAGCCUUUUUUGUGGUUUCAGCAGACUCACUUACAUACAGUGGGUACGGAAAAUAUUUACACCCCCUUAAAUUUCUCACUCUUUUUUUUAUGUUGCCGGCAUUUGCUAAAAUCAUUUAAGUUCAUUUUUUCCCACAUUAAUGUACACACAGCACCCCAUAUUGACAGAAAAAAACUGAAUUGUUGAAAUUUUUGCAGAUUUAUUAUAAAAGAAAAACUGAAAUAUCACACAGCCAUAAGUAUUCAGACCCUUUGCUCAGUAUUUAGUAGAAGCACCCUUUUGAGCUAAUACAGCCAUGAGUCUUUUUGUGAAUUUUUUUGGGGGAAGUUUUUCACACCUGGGUUUGGGGAUCAUCUGCCAUUCCUCCUUGUAGAUCCUCUCCAGUUCUGUCAUGUUGGAUGGUGAACGUUGGUGGGCAGGCCUUUUCAGGUCUUUCCAGAGAUGCUCAAUUGGGUUUAAGUCAGGGCUCUGGCUGGGCCAUUCAAAAACAGUCUGAAGCCACUGUAUUUUAGCUUUGUGCUCUAUUUUAACAAUGAGUGAAACAUUUAAGGGGGUCUGAAAACUUUCUGUACCCACUGUGUGUGUAAAUUAGAUAUUGGUCUCUCUGGAAGCUUUCAUAAAUCAGUGAGACCACUUUGAAAGUACAACAUACAGUAAAUGCAGUGACUUGAUGUAAUGGCCUUUAAUAAGUAUAAAUGUCCAAGGGCAACAAUUUCCCUCUAUUAGAUGUGAAGUAAAACUGCUAUGCAGUCUGUAAUCUCAUUGUGCUACAAACUACCAAUUUUAGCCACCUUGUUGAGUUAUUGUGACAACCAGGCCUUUUUCCUUCAUUGUGACUGUGUACCAAAUUUAAACUAUUGCAAUAUGAAAUACUCAUGCAUAAAUUAUUAUUUGGGAAACUCA
This is a messenger RNA of Phyllopteryx taeniolatus (common seadragon), 1576 nucleotides long. It is a transcript of the gene cisd2, whose product is annotated as CDGSH iron sulfur domain 2. The transcript is spliced from 3 exons. The coding region runs from base 118 to 525 and encodes 135 amino acids. Gene Ontology annotation, cellular component: intracellular membrane-bounded organelle; mitochondrial outer membrane. The record is from RefSeq and is a predicted model, not a curated record. Gene Ontology annotation, biological process: regulation of autophagy; autophagy of mitochondrion. Gene Ontology annotation, molecular function: 2 iron, 2 sulfur cluster binding. NCBI's taxonomy places the organism in Eukaryota, Metazoa, Chordata, Actinopteri, Syngnathiformes, Syngnathidae.